This is a messenger RNA of Leptopilina boulardi, 2353 nucleotides long. Its product is annotated as protein SERAC1. Bases 114 to 2249 code for a protein of 711 amino acids. The transcript has 14 exons. NCBI's taxonomy places the organism in Eukaryota, Metazoa, Arthropoda, Insecta, Hymenoptera, Figitidae. The record is from RefSeq and is a predicted model, not a curated record.
UUCUAACCUAAAAUUUUUUUUGACAGAAUCAAUAUGUUGACAAAUUUUAUUAUUGUUCUUUAUUAUUAUUUGGUUUUGUAAAUAUAUAUUUGUGCCAUUUUAUAGAAAAAGCAAUGCUACUAAAAGAUUAUAAAAAAUACAUUUAUUAUCUUAAAUCAAGUGGAAUUUGCGUCGUUUCUGCGGGUGGUUGUUGGAUUUUGUAUCAAUUGCAUCAGAUUUCAGAAAAAGUUCGUUCAUCUGUUGCAACUAAUGUUUUACAAUUAGAAAAUAUUCAUGUACAAUAUAUUUAUGUUGACGAUCCUCGACUUAAAGAAAUCUUUAUGUUUCGAGAAAAGGAGGAUCUUAAUUCGUACGUGAAGGAAAAACCACAAAAUCUCACCAAUAUAAUAAUGAAAUGGUGGAAAUCAUUGAAUCGUAGUUUAGCUUAUAGAUUAUUGUACAUGGCACGAAAUGGUUCAAAAAAAGAACGAGAUAAGGCUGUAUAUUCAUUGAGUAAUUUAAAACAUCUAAAAGAUUGGCAUUAUCGAGGUUUAGCACAAAUGCUCGAUGCAAGAACCGCUGUCUCUCUAGCAAGAAUGCCUAAUACAGAUUUGAGAUUUUUUUUACCUCCACCUUAUUUUCAUGAGAACCAUAAACUUUUUGACCUGAUAGAGAGAGCACAUAAAAUUCUUUUGAAACUUGAUAAUUUAUGUCACAGUUGUCAUCCAUGUUUAAAACAAUUUAUUAAUAGAAAAUUUAAAGAUUUUCAUCGCGAAGGUUUAAUAUUCGACCAUGAUUUAGUGAGUGUUGGUCUUGCCGUGCCACCAGCAAUAACAUGGGAUCAAGAAUUUCUUCAAAAUUGUGUACAAGCUAUUCAUCAUCAUUCCUCUCUUGAGCAACACAGCAAAGAUGUUGCUGAUGUUGGUGGUCUGGCUGUAUUGAUGAAUAUUCAAAAUAAAUUCAAAGAUAACUUUAAUAUGAAAAUAUUACUUGCAAAAAUAUUGUCGAAUUUGUCACUUCACUCUGACUAUUUGGAUGACAUUUUUCGAUCAGGAUGGAUAGGAAUAUUGGCAGCAUGGUCAAGAGAUGAGGAUAUUCGAUUGUCAGCACCGGCAGCAAGAGCAUUGGCAAAUUUAGAUUUAGAUGAUAAUAAAGGUGAAAUAUAUUCACAAAGAAUUUAUCCACUGCAUCCAUUGCACAGAAAUCGAACACAAAGAAAAAUGGAUGUAAUUUUUAUACAUGGACUUUUAGGUGGGGUUUUUGUCACAUGGAGACAACGAGAUUCACAAUUUUUAUCUGCGGAGAUUGUAGAUCCUUGUCCCGAGGAAUUUGAUUCAUUUUCCGAAAUGAUUGACGAAUAUCCACAGGAAUUUGUCAAAGACUUAGCUGAGGAUUUAAAAAUGCGUGAAUGGAAACGAAUUGGUCAUGAUUUUGAAGUUGUUCUUCACGAUUGUCCUGUAAAUGUUAAUUAUCAAGCCUGUGGUCCUUAUACUUGCAGAGGAGAUGAUAAAUGUAUGGAAAGCAAAGAAAAUCGUUGUAAAACGCAAUGUUGGCCAAAAGAUUGGCUUUCAAAAGAUGUUCCUUCAGUGCGUGUUAUUGGAAUUAAUUACGACACUAAUCUAUCGACUUGGACACCACUUUGUCCUAUUGAAGGAAUGAGGAGUACAAUUAAAGAAAGAAGCGAUGAAUUUAUCAGAAAAUUGGUUUUAGCCGGAGUUGGAAAACGACCCGUGGUUUGGAUUUGUCAUUCAAUGGGUGGAUUGUUGGCAAAAAAAAUGUUGGUCGAAGAAUGGAAAAAUGGGGACAAAAAUAAUAUUUGCAAAAUGUCGAAAGGUAUAAUUUUCUUUAGUACACCUCAUCAAGGUUCAAGUGUUGCUGCAUUGACACAAGCAACGGAAAUGCUUGUUUGGCCCUCGAUUGAAGUUAAAGAACUACGAGAACAAUCGCCAAAAUUGCUGAAAUUACACGCGAAUUUUCUUAAAAUGUUAGACAAUUUUCCAAUGGAUAUCGUUAGUUUCAGCGAAACAAAAUCUACACUCGUUACGGCAUUAAGAUUAAAAUUUAAAUUUGUCAAUCCAAAAUCAGCAGAUCCAGGUGUAGGUGAAUUUUUCGAAAUACCUCAGGAUCAUUUUUCCAUUUGCAAACCGGCAAAUAGACAAUCAUUUUUAUAUCAAAAAGUUCUCAAUAUUAUAAAAAGAAAUAUUGAAAAUUCACCACAAAAAUCAAAGUCAGUGAAAGAAUAUUUUUCAAUCUCAAAUAAAGUGUCGUAAAAGGGUUUUUUUUUUUAUUUAUAAAUAUUCUAUAUUAAGAAUGUAAAAUAUAUUUCAAAUAAAAAAAAAAGGAAAACGAAACAAAGAAUUAUCAACUUAUUCGA